This is a messenger RNA of Eucalyptus grandis, 3171 nucleotides long. Its product is annotated as disease resistance protein RPV1-like. The transcript has 4 exons. The coding region runs from base 26 to 1903 and encodes 625 amino acids. The record is from RefSeq and is a predicted model, not a curated record. NCBI's taxonomy places the organism in Eukaryota, Viridiplantae, Streptophyta, Magnoliopsida, Myrtales, Myrtaceae.
CAACUAGGUCCAGAGGAAUCCAAUCAUGCUUCCGAAAUUGAGAUGGCUCUCAUGGCAUAACUUUCCUAUCUUUUUCAAGUUCACCGCACGUUCUCUUAAGAAGCUAGUGAUUGUUGAUCUAUCAAGGAGUAAAAUUUCAGAUGAGUGGGAGGGAUGGAACCACCUCAAGACGGCAGAGAAUUUGAAGGUUCUAAAUUUGACCGAUUGCAAAAACUUGCUUAGAACUCCUAACUUUUCCGCUCAUCAAAAGUUAGAGCAAUUGAUUCUUGAAGGGUGCAGAGAACUGGUUCAAGUUGAUAGGUCUAUUGGUGAGUUAAAGCAUUUAGUGUUAUUAAACUUGAAAUAUUGUGGGAAACUUCACACAUUGCCAGACGAGAUGGAGGAAUUGGAAGCCUUGACGGAACUUCUUGUUGAUCACACAUCUAUUACCAACAUUCCUGAAUGGAAAGGAAUGGAGAAAUUGGAAACUCUCGGUGCGGCUUAUUGUAGAUUACUGAGUGAAUGCAAUUUAGCUGGUUGCUCAACAUCACUAUCAUAUCUUAACUUCACAAGUACCGGAAUUAGUGAACUUCCAUUUGGAAAUUUUGGAUCUCUCAUUGAGUUGAAUCUUUGUUGGACGAAAAUACGAGAGUUACCCAACUCAAUAGAGACAAUGAAGAAUUUGAGAGUACUAAGGCUCUCUCACUCCAUCUUAGAAAAGCUACCUAGCGCCCUUGGGAUGUUGGAAGAGCUUGAAGAGAUUGAAGCUGGCGAUUGUCAAUUUUUGUAUGGGGAAAUUCCAACUGAGAUCAGAAGAUUGUCGUUUCUAAAAAUCUUGAGGUUGACGGGAACGGGAAUUUCCAAUAUACCUAAGCUUCCUGAAAGUAUGACCGAACUAUACCUGACCGGUAAUCGACGGAUGAGAUGUCCAGAUCUCUCGAACCUAUUAAAUUUGAGAGUUUUGGUGUUGGAAGUGAAGUAUCAAAACCCUUUUGAUCUAGCUCCAAGCCUCAAUUGGAUUGGAGAGUUAAGAAAGCUAGAGUCCUUGUGGUUGGGUGGUGAUGGUCUAGUCACCCUACCUUCAAAUUUUAAUCUCCUCGCGAAGCUUAGGAAGCUCAAACUUGUCCUAAAUAGCCUAGGAUGCCUACCUUGGCUUCCCCAGAAUUUGUCAUACUUCCAUUUUGUUGGGCAGCAGUUAAUGUCGAUAAAUCUUUCAUAUUUGGGGAAGUUAUUAGAAUUGAAAGAUGAUGGUUGUGAACAGCUAAUAAAGAUUCAAGACCUCGAACAUUUGAAAAACCUGCAGAGGCUUGACCUUGCUAAUCUUCCAUUGCUUGUGAAGUUGCCUGACUUGACAGGCUUGAAGAAACUCUGGAGCCUUGCGAUAGUUGGUUGUCCUAAAUUGGUUGAGGUUCGAGGUCAUCUAGAAUCGUUGAAGGAGCUCUAUUUAGAGAAGUGUGAAUCACUUGCAAAGCUGCUUGAUCCACUAACCUUCAAGCAUAUAGAAAACUUAGAUAUAUCUCGCUGUCCGAAGUUGAAAAAGAUUCAAGGCCUGGAAAAUUCGGAGAACUUAAUAGACUUAUGUUUGUGGGGUCUUCCGUUGCUAGAUAAGUUGCUUGACCUGACCAACAACAAGGAGCUCGAGCAUCUUGACUUAUAUGAUUGUCCUUGUCUAGUUGAGAUUCGAGGUAGGCUAGAAUCAUUGAAGGGACUUGAUAUUUUUAAGUGCAGGUCCCUGCGAAAGUUUUCUGAUCCUUCAAGCUUCAAGAAGCUACAGUACUCGUCUAUAGAAGAUUGUGAAAAAUUGGAGGAGAUCCUAAAAUCCGAUGAGUACAGAUAUUUGAAAAAAGUGAGAGUAGGCGGAUAUCACAGGCAUGGUUACGUGCGCAGAGGAUCACGGAGAAGAGAUAUCGAACUGGAGUGGUGAGGAAUAUUAUCUCGAAAUGACGUGCGUAAGUGGGACCCCACUCUUAAGAAAUUUCAACUCUCUCUCUUUCUCUCUCUCUCUCUCUCUCUCUCUUUUUGUUUUUUUUUGUCUUUCAUUUUUCUUCCGUUGCGCUCUCUCUUCCUCUCUCUCUCUCUCGCCCUCUCGCGUUCUCCAUACUUCGUCUUCCUCCCCUCAUCAGCGACGACCCGAGCGAGAAGCUCGCCCAGAGCCAGCAGCGACGGCGACUCCUAGCCGAAUCACGAGACGCGAUCCGACCCAGCGGAGAUCUCCCUCCGGGGACUGCGACCACGUCUUCCUGCCUGCCGCUCUGUUCCCACGAAGGGUUAAUAGACCGUGGUCUUCCUUUUCCAUUUUGGUUGCAGCUGACUGAGGCCAACGAGGGUUCUUCCUUCUCUGCCAUCUUCAUUUAGUUUUCUUCAUCUUCACCUGAAUCCCUUCUCUGGUUUUGACAAUUUCGAUGAUGCUUUCAAAUUCAUUGAAGCUCCAAGUCCUUGGUAGCUUGGAAGCUCAAGGAACAGGAACUGGUCCCCUCCAAGAAGCUGCAAUGCCGACCUGGCCUUCCCCCAAAUUUGCUGUACUUAGAUACUGAAUCAUGCAGGGAAAUAAAAACAUCAAUAGACCUUUCAAAUUCAAAGGCGCCGUCAGAUUUGGAAGUUGCCCCUGGGCGUCGAGAGAAGCUCCCAAGAACCCUCUCCUCAACAGUCCCACGCAGUAUAAGCCGUUCUUUCCUUUCCACUUGUCUGGAUAACUCGGCUUCAUUGCCCUAAAGUGAGUUCAGAGGCCUCCGAGUUUUGGAGAACCCAAGUGCCUUCAAGCUUGGAGGAGUACCAUCUAUGGACAAGUUGCCUGACCUGACCAACUUGAAGAAGCUCCAGAAAUUUUAUCUGCAGUGAUGUCCUAAAGUGGUCGAGAUCCAAGGCAGACUAAACCGGAUCCAUCAAGCUUCAAGAAGCUAAAAUCUUUUUGUAUACACAAGCGUGAGAAGGUAGAAGAUUCUCUGAGUUCUGAUGAUCGGUGGAGGAUAUGAAGGAAGAGAGGCAGUCUGAUCUUGCGGAAUCCAACUUGUCCGAGUAUCUUUUUGUUGUUUUCAGGAUACUUUUAUCUCUUGGACUUCUGAGUUUGGUUAAUGGUAGAGAAUGUAAAUGUAAGUUGCGCACCUGAUUUCAGUGGUUGGCCGGCAACUCAAAACUCUGUAUAUUGCAAGCUCCUUAUGCUUAUGUAAUAAUCAGAAAACAUCAGUACAAAUA